AUGGGGAAAUCAUCCAAAGACAAGCGUGACGCAUACUACAGGCUUGCCAAGGAACAAGGUUGGCGGGCAAGAAGCGCGUUCAAGCUGCUUCAACUUGAUGAAGAGUUCAACCUGUUCGAGAAUGUUACUCGGGUCGUGGAUCUCUGUGCUGCGCCCGGAAGUUGGUCGCAGGUGUUAUCCAGGGUUCUUAUCAAAGGCGAGAAGUUUGGGCGUUGUGCCUGGCAAGACCGGGAAGCCAGGUUUCGCCAGCACAUGCUUAAUGUCAUCCCCUCGGAUGUAGCCCCUGACCAGGGCGAAAAAGGGUCAGAAGAAGGCCUCCUUCAGAACGAGGAAGCCAGUCCCCAAAGGGACGUCAAGAUCGUUUCCAUCGACCUGCAACCAAUCAGCCCUCUUCCCGGCAUCGUCACCCUCCGAGCAGACAUCACCCACCCCGCCACAGUUCCUCUGCUCCUGAAGGCACUGGAUCCCGACUAUGAUCCGGAGACCAUGAACCAACAAGCGUCACAUCCGGUGGACCUGGUUCUGAGCGACGGCGCUCCAGAUGUUACUGGUCUCCAUGAUCUCGACAUCUAUGUCCAGUCGCAGCUGCUGUUUGCUGCACUCAACCUUGCCCUGUGCGUGCUGAAGCCCGGGGGCAAGUUUGUCGCCAAGAUUUUCAGGGGCCGCAACGUGGACCUGCUGUACGCGCAGCUCAAAAUCUUCUUUGACAAGGUCUACGUUGCGAAACCCCGCUCAUCACGAGCGAGCAGUGUGGAAGCCUUUAUCGUUUGCAUAAACUUCCAGCCCCCCGAGGGAUUCAAGGCGAGUCUCGAAGAGCCUCUGGGUGUUGGUAACCGGCUGCCCAAAAUGUUGGCGCAAAGAAACGCGGCGUUACCGAUCACUGCACCAGAAAUAAUGCAAGACUACGUGACUGGCGCCUGGAACUUCAUACCCGAACGGGUGCAAACUGUUCACGGUGACGGGAUCUGCGAUGUCGAGGUAGAGGAUCUGUCUAUCGAACCCUUCGACAAAGACAUCCGGUGGAUCGCCCCUUUCGUCGCAUGCGGCGACCUCUCAGCCUUCGAUUCGGACGCCUCGUACAAACUCCCAGAUGACCACGUCUCACUCGACCCGGUCCAGCCGCCCACAGCGCCGCCGUACAAGCGAGCCAUUGAGCUCAGAAGAGCUAACGGCGGGGCAUACGGCAAACCCCCAGGGAAAUGA
This is a messenger RNA of Canariomyces notabilis, 1203 nucleotides long. Its product is annotated as FtsJ-domain-containing protein. Lineage: Eukaryota; Fungi; Ascomycota; Sordariomycetes; Sordariales; Chaetomiaceae. The transcript has 2 exons. Gene Ontology annotation, biological process: cytoplasmic translation; tRNA methylation. Gene Ontology annotation, cellular component: cytoplasm. Gene Ontology annotation, molecular function: tRNA methyltransferase activity. The coding region runs from base 1 to 1203 and encodes 400 amino acids. The record is from RefSeq and is a predicted model, not a curated record.